UUAUUAUUUUUUGAUUUUUAAAUAUUAUAUUAAAUAUUUAGCUUUAGGCUUUAGCCAAGUUUCCAAGUAUCUGAGAAUCGAACUAUCGAGUUAAUAAACAUUUUAAAUUAUUAUUUGAAAAUUGUAAUUAGUACUAAUAACUAAUAUUGUUAUAGUGUUAAUAAUUCACAUUAGCAAUGAAACAUUUAAAAUUCAUUUCGAGGACUGUGUUGGUGCGGAAUGAAAAUGUGGACGAAGCCUGUCGUGUUCUGAACCGUAUAAUGGGUUCUGAAGGUUUCUUGGAUCAGUACAGAAGAACAAUGUUCUAUGAAAAACCAACGCAAAUGAGAAGGAGAAUUAAUUACGAGAAAUGUAAAGCUAUAUACGAUGAAGACAUGAAGCGCAAGAUAAAUUUUGUUCUACGCAAAAACCGACCUGAGCCUUUUCCUGGAUGUUAUUAAUUAAGUUUAGUACAAAUUAUUUUUUCACAUGUCUUAACAUACAAUAUUGUUAGCAUAAUUCUUGUAAUAUUAUACACUAUUAUACUCAUAAUAUCUUGUAUAUUUGAAAUUCAAUAUAGGUAGUUAUUUUGAUUGAUAUUGAAGUUAUUUAAAGUAGAUAUAGAUAGUAUGUAAGCCACUAUUUAUGUGUGGAAAAUAUAAUAUUUUUUAUUGUAAA
This is a messenger RNA of Acyrthosiphon pisum (pea aphid), 657 nucleotides long. RefSeq names its product mitochondrial ribosomal protein S21 (gene mRpS21). The coding region runs from base 177 to 440 and encodes 87 amino acids. Gene Ontology annotation, molecular function: structural constituent of ribosome. Gene Ontology annotation, biological process: translation. The record is from RefSeq and is a predicted model, not a curated record. NCBI's taxonomy places the organism in Eukaryota, Metazoa, Arthropoda, Insecta, Hemiptera, Aphididae. Gene Ontology annotation, cellular component: ribosome. The transcript has a single exon.